Vigna unguiculata (cowpea) is the source of this 1505-nucleotide messenger RNA. RefSeq lists its product as uncharacterized. The record is from RefSeq and is a predicted model, not a curated record. Lineage: Eukaryota; Viridiplantae; Streptophyta; Magnoliopsida; Fabales; Fabaceae.
UUUAAAUAUGAUUAGAGAGCCAUACUUAUAAUAUUCAUAAGAAUGUGGUCCAUUUGAUGCAGUCACAGAGUGAAGUAUAUGACACAUGUAAUUGGGAGAAUAUAUUUGGCUAAGAAAUAAAAAAGCUGUCUUUCCAAAAUAGAAAAGCUCCUAAGAAAGGACGUGUAACUCAGAAUAGGUAAACAUAUUUGACAAAUUAUGAAAUUCAAUAUUACGGACAGCGAAGAAAAAAAAUAGGACGUGGCUAUUCUUAAGAAGAAAAAAAAUGGAGAGCGAGGAAAAAGCAGCAGCGAAGGGGUUGUGGCAACAGCAGCGUAGAGAAACUAAAAUAAAAGAAAACGGAAAAUGAAAAUUUCUAAAGAUAAGAAACGAGAACGGGAAAAUCGGGGUCGUGAGAAAAAGAGCAGGGCUAAAAUGGGUUGUGGCAGUGUAUAUAAAAGAGCGGAUUGUAAUGAACAAAGUUGCAUAUCGUUGCCACCCUUGGUUCACUAAUUGCCAAGGCGUUUCUGCAAUCCUUGACUCCAGGGUAAAGGAAUAAGGGGAAAAUGGCGAAGAUAUCAUUAGUUUUGGUGUUUUCGGUGGUGUUGGCUCUGCCAUUCGUUUUGGGCCAGGAAGAUGAUUGGAAGAAUCUAUUGGAUCAGGGAGGCCUCUCCCAAGACGCAUUGGACCAGGCCCAGCAAGCUAUUGGUGGGGGCACCACCCAGGAUGCUGUCAGUGAUUACUUCGGUUCAGCCCUAAGUGGCGCCUCCUCUGGCUCUGGCUCUGGCUCUUCUUCUUCCUCUUCCUACGAUGACGCCGAUGAAGGCCAAGGAACAUCCUUGGCCGACUUUUUAGACACCGACAGUAGUGCAAGUGCAAGCCACGAAACGGAAAUUUCACCCGCGGGAUCGAUGUCAGAAACGGAAAUUUCACCCGCGGGAUCAAUGGCAGAAACGGAAAUUUCACCCGCGGGAUCAAUGGCAGAAACGGACAUUUCACCCGCGGGAUCAAUGGCAGAUUCACCAGUUGGAGCACCAGAUGCUUUACCUGAAGAUGAAGAUGAAGACGAGGACGAGGACGAUGAAGAUGAGGACGAGGAUAUUUCUCCCGCAGGUGCACCGGAAGGUUCUUUCUCACCUGCAGAGGCACCGGUAGAGUCAGACGAUGAAGCAUCUACCGAAGCACCAACGACUGCGCCAGCGGAAGCACCAACAAGAACACCCGAAUUCGAUGAUGAUUCUGAGGAAGGUGAAGGGGCACCGACAAGUGCACCAACAAGUGCACCUACGGGGGAACCAGACAGUGAUGAUGAAGAGUUUGAAGAUUCAGACUCUUCUUCUUCACCGAGCAAUGCUCCCGCACAGGCACCUAAAGGGGAACCAUUAGACGAGUGAUAAGAAAAGAAUGUUAUUGAGAUGAACAAUUAUAUACAUUUCCUUGCCAACUGAGACAGUGUAUAGUGGAAGGGUGAUAUCUGUGUUGAGAAUUGAUUUGGAGUGUGACAUAACAACACCUACGCCCUUCAA